This is a messenger RNA of Fragaria vesca subsp. vesca, 1322 nucleotides long. RefSeq names its product UPF0481 protein At3g47200-like. NCBI's taxonomy places the organism in Eukaryota, Viridiplantae, Streptophyta, Magnoliopsida, Rosales, Rosaceae. The coding region runs from base 91 to 792 and encodes 233 amino acids. The record is from RefSeq and is a predicted model, not a curated record. The transcript has 2 exons.
AGAUGGUACCAUAUAUAUGCAAUAAUAUCAGAGAAGAUUCGAUCAGUCCCAUAAGUGAUCAAAUUCUCUUGGUUGUAACCUUUUUCUACAAUGAACUCAUCAUCAAGUUCACCGAUGGCGAAUGGAGGAAGAGUGCUUGAUGAGAUUACAAGUCCAGCCAGAAACAAUAUUCAGACGACAUUGUUGGAGCAAAGAAUUGAGGAAACAAAAUGGUUAUUACAUCCAUCAGCUGGAAAAAGUUCUUGUUGCAUCUUCAGAGUACCCCCAUGCCUAGUGGAAAUAAACAAGAACACCUACCGGCCUCGUAUAGUCUCUCUCGGUCCUUAUCACCAUGGUGAAAAACAUUUGGAGAUGAUGCAGCAGCACAAGUGGAGAUUUCUUCAUGAUCUGCUUGCUCGGACACCGCUUACUGGUCCACGACUUGAUGACUACUUGCAGGUUGUGUCAUCAAUGGAAGAGGACAUAAGAGGGUGCUAUUCAGAGACAAUCAAUUUUUGCAGCCUCGAUCUCGUUGAAAUGAUGGUGUUGGAUGGUCUCUUUGUUAUUGAACUUUUCUGUAAAGUUGGAAGAUUAUCUCCAAGUGAUCCGGAUGAUCCCAUUUUCAACUUGGCAUGGAUAUUCCCUAAUCUCAUUCAAGAUCUUUUUCGCUUGGAGAACCAAAUUCCUUUCUUGGUUCUUCAAACAUUGUUUGACAAAUCAAAACCUUCAAGACAAGAAAGUGACUCAUCCCUUGGCAGACUUGCUCUAGAAUUCUUUAACUACGCAGUUGAGAGACCUGAUGAAGUCUUAUAGCAACAUUCUAGUGAUGAAGGAAGACAUUUGCUUGAUUUCUUUCGCUUAAGUUUUAUUCCUCAACCUCAAGAAAAGCCUAAAAUUGUUCGUCCAUUAGCUCGGUUGCUCCAAUCUGCGAAAAAGCCUUUAUCAAGAAUUACAAGCACAGGGAAGGCAGUGAAAAAGUUUUUAGCAGGAAUUAAAUCGAAGACUAGGAGAGGAAGUACCUCAUGUGUUCAAUUUAUCCAAUCAGCAAAAAAGCUUCAUCUAGCCGGAAUUAAGUUCAAACCAGGAGAUGCAGUGAGUUUUUUGGAUAUCAGAUUCUCUAAUGGAGUACAAAUCCCUCAUAUUACACUAGAUGAUCUUCGUAUGGAUCUAUUCCUGAAUUUUGUUGCCUUCGAACAAUGUUACUCUCAUUCUUCAAAGCACAUAACCACUUAUGCUGCAUUCAUGAGUUGCCUAAUCCGCACGCCUAUGGACGCAACAUUUCUGUGCGAUAAUAGCAUUAUUGAGAAUUAUCUUGCAACUGAUAAGGAGGUUGCACAUUUCUU